This is a messenger RNA of Morchella sextelata, 2745 nucleotides long. RefSeq lists its product as uncharacterized. The transcript is spliced from 3 exons. The coding region runs from base 1 to 2745 and encodes 914 amino acids. Lineage: Eukaryota; Fungi; Ascomycota; Pezizomycetes; Pezizales; Morchellaceae. The record is from RefSeq and is a predicted model, not a curated record.
AUGUCCGAAAAGGGCUGCACAGAGAUGCAGUUCUCGAAAGCGAGCGUCACUGCGCCGCGAAAGACAAUCUCCCGGGUCGUGCUCAUGACGACCGCACGGAGCAACAACAAGGAGGAGGAGAGGAGGAAGUUUGAGGAGCUGGGGCAGGCGGUCGCCCGACAGAUGUUAGAGAUGGGGGUGAUUGAGGCGAGCGUGGUGGGGAGAAAGCUCGCGGGGAGGAACUCGAGGAGGGGUAAGGGUGCGGUUGUGGUCCUGGGAGAGGCCUUGGUGGAAUCCGGCUACACGGUAGCGUCCGCCUUGGUCUCCGAUGACCCACCCACCUUUACUCUGGCCCUCACCUCCUCCGCCAAGCUCACCACCCGCAAGAGGGGGAGAGAAGCUGCCGCCGAGGAAGGGGAGAAGAAGGAGGAAGAGGAGAAAGAGGAGAAGAAAGAGGAGAAAGAGGACGACGCCCCGCCAGCAAAACGUCCGAAGACACCCCCCCCCACCACCACCACCACGACCAAACUGCCUUCUGCAUCCCCCGGCAAAGGCAGCGAAGCGCGCUCGCCCAGAAAGCCGCGCUUCGUCUGCCACAGGCCGUUCUACUGCCCCGCGCUCUGCUGCUCGACUAAGCAGAACCGGCGCGGCUGUGCCAGCAAGUGCCCGCCGACAGCACCGCCCCCCCCACCCCCGACAACGCCCAGGAAGACCGACAAUGGCGCCGCCGUCUUCGCCAUCGCCGCCGACAUCAGCCCCCGGACCCAUGCCGCCAUCAUGGCCGUGCAAAGUGCCGAUGUCCAGGCACGGUUUGCCGCUGACGAGGCCUUUGCACGGGCCCUGAGCGGCCAGAUUAAUGGGACCACCGCCGCCGACAAGAAGCGCGAGUGGCUCGCUGACCUGCGUGCCGAGAAGGCCAGGGAGCGGGACGACGGGCUGGAAUCCGCAAUGGCCUGGGAGCGGUACAAGGAGGACCAGCGGGCGGAGCGCGAGGCUGUCGAGGUCAUGACAGCUGAGUGCGAAGACCGUUGGGACGCCGAACUGCCGUUCCUGUGGGACCACGAGGACACAAUGGAGGCUAUGGCGGAGGAGGCGAAGGGGAGGGCGAGCCCAGCGGAGGCGUGGGGCAUCCUGGAGGAGAUGCAGAAGGCGGAGAGGUUGUACCGGGAGGAGGCGGGGAGGAGGUGGAGGGAGAAGGGCCUGAGCCGGGUGGCCAGGGGCAAGCGGCCAGAGGGGCAGGUGGAGGAGAAAGAGGCGGAAAAAAGGGACGAAGAGAAAGAGGAGGAGAUCUUGUGUGCCGCCGAGCCGGAGCGGAAAAAGGAGGAGGAAGGGGAGGAGGAGGAGGAGGAGCAGGAGCAUCAGGAGGAGCAGGCACCAAGGCCGGAAGAGGGAGUAGACGCAGCCGCCCCGCCUGCGCUUGUCAAGCCCGUCCUGUACCAGGACAACAAGCGUAAGCGACGGUUCGUCGACAACCUCGACCGCGCCCCAGCCACCGCCACCACUGCCGCCGCCACUGCCAACGCCGCCGCCACCGCCCCCGACUACGCGGCCACGGGCAACAACAAGCGCCAGCGCCUAUUGGGGCCUGAGCAACCUGUUGCCGUGGUCGCCGCCGUCACGGUCGCCGCCGCCGCCGCAGCAGUAGCAGCAGCAGCAUCUCCGCCUCCGCCUCCGCCUCCCCCGCCACCUCCAAGCACACCGUGCUUCCCGCCAUCAACCGCCGGCAAGGUUCGCCGAACCCCAUACUCGCCACCCCGUCCGCUCGCCAAGGGUGCCUUCCGGCCUGACUACGUCCUGGCGCGCCCCUUUGUCCGCCGAGUUGGCAGAGAGGCCGCCUACGACAACCGGUCAAGGCGCCCGGCCGACCCCUUCCAGAGCGAAGUCGACUUCCCGCGCCACUAUGUGCGUGCCCGUGCGGUGAGGCGCAUCGCCUUCUUUGAGCGUCGUGGUGCCAGCGCAGAUUCGGACAAUCUGUUUGCUCCUAAGCCCGCGCUCUUGGAAGGACGCCUCCCGUCCAUGUGGACGCCCACGGCCGGGGAGUCGGACAGCGAGGGUGAGGUGGACCUAAAGACGGUCCACAAGAUCAACUUGGAGAGAAGGAAGGAGGCCAGGGCAGCUGGAACGGCGGCAGAGGUGACCCCCCCGAAGCUCUUCCUGACGAAGUGUAUGCCUCCGGGUGUUGCUGCGAUGGUUGGGGUGGAGGGGGCGGGAGGAACUUCCGUUGCCGUGGCCGGUGGGCGUCGUGCCGCUGGUAGGAGGGAGAGGGAGAAGCAGCGCGCUGCUCUUAACGGGGCUGGCGUCCCCGUGGUGUCGAGGGGGGCCUCGCGCUUCAAGACCGCCCCGGUCCGGGCUGGCGUCUCGACCGGCUUCGUGGAGAAGAGGCGGGUCAAGAAGCCGGCCAAGCUCGCGUCGUUGGGGCUUGCUGCAUUGGCAGUCAGCAUCAUGGGCAGCAUCGGCAGUCUUGGUGCGCAAGGCGGUGUCUCUAGCAAGGACGCUGUCGUGUGGCACGGGUCUGUCGGAGUUGCCCAUGGUGUUGACGGGCAGUGGAGCUUGCUCCAGCGUGAGGACGUGGACAUGGGCGGUCUUGCGGAGGUCGCGGAGGGGGGGGAUAUUGAAAUGGGGGGACAGGAGACCUCCGGGGACGAGGACGCAGAUACCGCAUCCGCGACCGUUUGGGGAAACGCGCACCCAACAACAAGUGGUAAGACCGCAGCUCCGGCUUUGGGCAGCUUGUUCCUGGGGCUUUCCCCACGGUGCGGCUAUUAG